Molecule: messenger RNA, 1572 nt
Organism: Parasteatoda tepidariorum (common house spider)
Lineage: Eukaryota; Metazoa; Arthropoda; Arachnida; Araneae; Theridiidae
Product: chymotrypsin-like elastase family member 2A
Biological process (GO): proteolysis
Molecular function (GO): serine-type endopeptidase activity; protein binding
Source: RefSeq, a predicted model, not a curated record
UGUUCCUUAUCUUCCGAGUGGGAGAAUAAACACCUGUAAUUUGGUGUGUUGCUAAGUUCCUUCAAUUUCCUUUCUUUGCACUACUUAACUUAUAUGAAAGUAACAUGUCAAUAAAAGGAUUCAUACUAUUGGUUUUAUUUUGCUUUUGCUGUAAAACACUCGCCUACACUUGCAAUAAAGACUUCAUAUAUGAUGCUUCUAAAAGAGGUGAAAUAAAAAGUCCAAAUUAUGGUUCUGGCACUUAUGUGAAAGGACUUCGUUGUUCAUACAAAAUACAAGCUCCAGAAGGUUACAGGAUAAAAAUAACGUUUAAGGACUUGAAUUUAAAUCCUUCAGAAACCUGCACCGACAGGCUCACGCUGAAAGGAAAGGAUGACGUCAGCUUCUUAGGAGUAUUUUGUGGCAAUGUUAUGCCAAAUCCCGUUCUGUCUCACGAAGGUGAACGAGAAAUGCAAAUGACAUUUGAAACUAAAGACUCAGGUGGAAGAGGAUUCCAUGUACAGUACGAAGCUUCACCAGAUCUAGAACUAUGCGGAGAGGAACAAGGUCUGUGCAGGAACCGCAAUUGCUACGAAAUUAAACAGCGAUGCGAUGGCAAAGAUGAUUGUGGAGAUGGAACUGACGAAGAGGCGUGUGGUAAACCAGUUGCUCCACCGUCCGAUGAUAAUUGUGGUAAAACUCCUAUCGUACCUAAGACCGUAUAUACUUCUCAAGAUCACAGCAAAUUAGUUGCGGCUAAACCGAAUAGCUGGCCAUGGCAAGUGUCAUUGCAGUACAUUGAGUUUGAACCAAAUGGACACUUUUGUGGGGGCACUUUGAUCAGUCCUCAGUGGGUGAUUACUGCUGCCCAUUGUUUUCCAGGUAUCAAGCAUCCAUCAGAGGUUAGAAUUGUUCUCGGAAGCCAUUUCAAAUACAACCGAACAAAAUUCGAAGUAACCCGUGUUGCUGAGAGAAUUAUAUCCUAUCCUGAUUUGGAGGAAGACGGUUUGAAGAAUGCAGAUAAAAAACAUGAUAUUUCUCUGAUAAAAUUGAAUGCUCCUGUCUCUUUCUCCAAUGGAGUUCAACCUGCUUGCCUUCCUCAAAAAGGAUGGGAAGCACAGCCUGGAUGGAGGUGUUAUUCAACCGGAUGGGGAGAAUCAACAUCUACCGGAUUUAAUCAAGAACUGAAGCAAUCAAUUCAGGUCAUUCAAAAAAAGCAGGAAUGCUCCCACGAGGCGGUGACACAGAUAUGCGUCGAAAAACCCUACGAUUCUCCAUGCCUGGGCGACAGUGGAGGUCCUCUAGUUUGUAAACUUGCAGGUCAGUGGUAUGCCAUGGGAUCAACAAGCUUCAAUGUCUCUGGUUUCAAGUAUAAGAUGGGCAAACUUUGCGAUUCUAAAAAGAGUCAAUCGAUUUUUGCGAAAAUUGCUGACAAGGGAGACUGGAUACGGAAAGUCAUUAACGAAAACGCUUGAGCAAUGGAAAGUUAUUCAACAAAGAACCUUUGAAGAGUUGAAUUUUAAGAACGAAAUUAGGCACCAGAAGAUGCAAAUAAAUAUUAUUUGAGCAAUAAAAUAGAACUUUAAAAAUUAA